AUGCCUGAAGCUGAUGUGGUGUACUCCGAUGUGAAAUUCACAAGAGCAAAUACAAAUGCCGGGGGGUCCCAACAAAAAGGAGGGUCAAAGCUCAAGUCAGAGAGAGUGGCCUUGGUAGUUCUCAGUGCUCUUCUGACAGCUGCUGUCAUCGCUCUUGGUGUUACCUACUUGGAUGGUUAUCAAAAACUGACAGCUGAGCAUGAAGCUGUGAAAAGAAAUCUCACAGCUCAACUGCACCAUGAAAGACCAUGCAACACGGUGCAGCAAACAUGCCCACAACCUCCUGCAGUAAAAAAUGAGUCAUGUCCGAUAUGUGAGGAAGGCUGGGAGCAACAUGGAAGAAAGUGCUAUAAUUUCUCCACCAAUAGAUCAUCCUGGAAUAACAGCAGAGAUGAAUGUCAACAACAAGGAGGAGACCUGGUUAAGAUAGACAGCAGAGAGGAGCAGACAUUCCUGGAGCUGAAACUGAGAGACAAAAUGAACGAACCUGAGGACAAGUUCUGGAUCGGACUGACAGACUCAAAGGAAGAGGGCACAUGGUUGUGGGCAGACGGCUCUCCACUGAACACAAGUUUGUCCUUUUGGAGCAGCAUUGAGCCAGACAACUGGACAGAGGAAGAUCCUGAUGGAGAGGACUGUGUGAGGAUGGGGGAGAAAUCAGGAGCUCAUGACCUGAAGUGUUGGUUUGAUAAAUCCUGCAAAAAGCCUCACAGAAGUAUUUGUGAGAAACCAGCAGAAACUGGAAACUGGUUUAUGAAAUGUAGUUCAGUUUAA
Micropterus dolomieu (smallmouth bass) is the source of this 774-nucleotide messenger RNA. RefSeq names its product C-type lectin domain family 4 member E-like. The record is from RefSeq and is a predicted model, not a curated record. Lineage: Eukaryota; Metazoa; Chordata; Actinopteri; Centrarchiformes; Centrarchidae. The transcript is spliced from 7 exons. Bases 1 to 774 code for a protein of 257 amino acids.